ACGUCCUAUACACAGUUACCCCCCCUCUAAAGAUACAAGCAAGAAAUACAGAGAGAGAGAGAGAGAGAGACCUUCUGCCUCUUCAUCUCCCCCAUCUCCUCCUUCCCUCUCUGAGAAAGAAUAUACAGAGGCUUCCGAAAUCCAUCCGAUAUGGGUAAAGAGAGAUCAGAGAAAGAGAGAGGUGGAGGAGAGCAGAACAAGAGGAAUUUGUUUGUGUCUUCUGUUGUAAUGAACUCAUGUGCCGCCGAGCUUAAACUUCUUUUGACAGCUCUUUUAGUUGUUUGCAGUAUUGCUACUCUUUUCCAGAUUCUCCCUUCACGUUUCACUAUCUCUGCUUCUGAUCUCCGGUUUUGCAUCUCUAGGAUUUCCACCUCCAACACCUCCAUCGCUUCCCUCAAUAGCACCCCAACCAGUACCCCAACCAUGCCUCCAAGCCCAUCUCCGCCCUCCAUUCGAAAAGAUCAAGUGGCUGACAAUGGUGUUAUCAAGCGAGUGUUUAACCCUUAUGGUUCAGCUGCUUAUAAUUUCAUCACCAUGGGUGCUUACAGAGGUGGACCGAACACCUUUGCUAUCAUUGGCCUUGCUUCAAAACCUCUCCAUGUUUACUCAAAACCCACUUACCAAUGUGAGUGGGUCCCCCAAUCCUCCUCUGCAUCUAACUCUACUUUCUCCACUGUUGCUUACAAGAUGCUCCCUGAUUGGGGUUAUGGUCAUGUCUACACUGUUGUUGUAGUGAACUGUACCUUUUCAGAGGCAGUUAACAGUGAAAAUUCAGGUGGGAAGUUGUUCCUGGAAGCCUCAACAUCAGGCGGUGGUGAUAAAGAUUUUAACAUUACUGAUAGAUUUGAGGUUUUAAAUGAAUCUCCAGGAGAUAUAAACACGACCCUUUUUAGUUCAAAGCCUAAAUACGAUUAUUUGUAUUGUGGGUCAUCCUUGUAUGGUGGGCUGAGUCCACAAAGAGUGAGGGAAUGGAUUGCUUAUCAUGUGAGAUUAUUUGGAGAAAGAUCCCAUUUUGUGAUACAUGAUGCUGGUGGGGUUCAUGAGGAGGUUUUGGAAGUCUUGAAGCCAUGGAUGGAAUUGGGUUAUGUUACAUUGCAAGAUAUAAAAGAACAAGAGAGGUUUGAUGGGUAUUACCACAAUCAGUUUAUGGUUGUCAAUGAUUGUUUGCAUAGGUAUAAGUUUAUGACCAAGUGGAUGUUCUUUUUUGAUGUUGAUGAGUAUAUUCAUGUGCCACAAAAGAAUACUAUCAAGUCUGUCUUGGAUUCGCUCUCGGAUUAUACUCAGUUCACUAUUGAGCAAAUGCCUAUGAAUAACAAGCUCUGCCUCUCUGCUGAUUAUGGUAGAUAUUACAGAAAGUGGGGGUUUGAGAAACUUGUGUACAAAGAUGUGAAGAGAGGCAUAAGGAGAGACCGAAAAUACGCAAUCCAACCACGCAAUGUGUUUGCAACCGGGGUGCACAUGUCCCAGAACGUUGCCGGCAAAACAACACACAAAACUGAGGGCAUGAUCAGAUAUUUCCAUUAUCAUGGAACCAUAGCACAGAGGCGUGAGCCGUGCCGGAACUUGCUCAAUGUCACAGAAAUCAACUUUGAAAACAAUCCUUAUGUUCUUGACACAACAAUGCGAGAUCUUGCUUGGUCUGUGAAGAAAUUUGAGAACCAAAUGAUUGGACCCAAGCUAAAAAAUACUCGGCAAUGACUGGAUGAUAGAUUUUCUUUCGAUACUAUGUGGUUGCUUGGUAGCAACUCUUUAUCCUUUCUUUUUAUUAUUGUUUUACUUAAGGCUGGGUAGAUCAGAAAUAUUCAUUGGGGAGGUGCUCUUUUCUGUAUCAUAUUGUUUUCCUUUUCUUUUACGAGUAUAGAUAGAUACAGGUGAUGUAUGAAUGAUAAUAUGGGAGGUGCUCCAUUCUUUAAA
Populus euphratica (Euphrates poplar) is the source of this 1914-nucleotide messenger RNA. RefSeq lists its product as uncharacterized. Gene Ontology annotation, cellular component: cytoplasm. Lineage: Eukaryota; Viridiplantae; Streptophyta; Magnoliopsida; Malpighiales; Salicaceae. Bases 151 to 1698 code for a protein of 515 amino acids. Gene Ontology annotation, molecular function: glycosyltransferase activity. The transcript has 2 exons. The record is from RefSeq and is a predicted model, not a curated record.